UCUGCAGCUUUCUCUAAGAAGGGAACACUGAGCCUGAGUGCAGCGGGUUUCCCAUUUCCCAAGGAUUUUCAAGUUGGCUUUGGAUUUCAGACCAUGGCAUCGACUGGAACACUCUUAAAUUACAAUCUAUGGCCUAAUAUUCUUACCAUCUUUCUGACACCUGGCUUUGUAAUUGCAAAAAUGGGAGAGAAAGAAAUCAAAUUGGAAAAGAAAUACGAAGAUGGGUCAAUGCAUUACGUGACAGUCAAAAAAACAAACAACAUAGUACAUCUAUUAGUUGAUGAUAAGUCGGAACUGGCAUCAGUUGACUCUCCCAGAGCACGGGCAUUAAUAGAACCUAUAAAGUUUGGUGGAGAUGAUUUUGAAGGUUGCAUCUCAAACAUCUUUAUAAAAAGGGCAGGUCAGCUCCCUGAGGUUCAGAAUCUUGUUAAUUAUACUGCGAAGACUGGUGUGUCCCUUGGAGCUUGCCGUGAAUAUGAGAACCAUGAACCAAUGCUGCUGAAGGAAUUUAAAAAUCCUCUUAAGUUUAAGAUCCUCAAGGUACAGAAUGAAAAAUACCUUGGAUAUUUGAAAGCUGAUAAUGUGCAAACCCACACUUUACCAAAUCAGUUAAAUGUCAGCAAUGAAGCGUAUCUCUUUGGAAACAUCCCCAACAGUUUUAUAUCCUACAUGUUUUCUCCACUGUCAUCUACAGACAGGUUACAUUUUUCUGUAGAUGUACGGACUCGAUCAUCAAGAGGAUUAAUAGUUUUCAUGGAGGAAAAGUCUGAGGACUCUUAUAUGGCUCUCCACAUUUCAAAAGGACGUUUUGUCUUUUCACUUGGCUCUGGAGGAACACAAAUCAAACUCAAAACCAGUAUUAAAUACAAUGAUGGUCAAUGGCACACUGUUGUCUUCAGCAGAGAUGCGGAGAACAUCCGCCUUGUUGUUGAUGGUCUAAGGGCCCAGCACAGAAGAUUAGCAAUGAACUCUGCCAUCAGCAUUAAGCCACCAAUCUACGUGGGAGGACUGCCAUCACUAAAAACACAGAAUAUACCAAUGAACAGUUUCAAGGGUUGCCUGAAGAAUUUUAAGAUGAAUGGAGAAGUCAUGAAUGCACCUCAGCAGAAAAAUGGUGUACUUCCAUGUCUGGAUGUUCCCAUGGACACAGGGGUUUAUUUCUCUAAUGAAGGAGGAUAUAUCACCAUUGGCAAUUUGUUGAUGGGCUUGGAUUUUAGGAUUGUAUUUACCAUUCGACCAAGGAUUUCAACAGGUAUCCUUCUCCACGCUGGAAGCAAGCAAGACAACUACUUGACUAUUUACAUGAAAGAAGGAAAGGUCAUUGCUGCUGGAAAUAAUGGUGCUGGUGAAUUCCAGACAUCAGUCACACCUAAGCAACCUCUCUUUGAUGGGCAGUGGCAUACUAUUGCAGUCUCUCAGGAGGAGAGCACAGUGCAGCUAGAGGUGGGCACACAAAGUAACUAUACUACUGGACUUCCACUCUCUCCUCCUAGACGUGUGCAUCAGCCACUUUACUUUGGCAAAAUUCCAGCAAAUUUGGACACACCGUGGCUUCAAGUUAAAGACCCAUUUUUUGGCUGUCUUCGGAAUAUUAACAUCAAUAACAAACAUGUCUCCAUCAGGAGAAUUUCGGAGGUUCAUGGUGCUGUGAGUUUGCAUGGCUGCCCAGUGAAGUAACUUUGCUAUUCCGAUAGCUGUACACACCUCAGGCUGGGUCUGCUGAAGUACUGCAAGAAUUCAUGCAACAUGGGUUCUCCUUUUUCUGAUCACCAUGUCGCUGUCACCAGGCUGGUUAUUCAGAACAGUUGGUGAGCAAAUGCAUCCUCUGGAUGUAGACUGUGCCAAAGCAAAUGAAAAGUAUUUGCUUUGAUAAACUCCCUUUUCAAUGUUAUCAAUUUCCAUUGUGCUUUUUUGCAAUAUAUGCAGAAAAUAUAAUUGUAUAUACCCUACUGGGCCAAAUUCUGCUCUCCCCCACAACAGCAUCAACUUGAAUAACUCCAGUGUAUUAAUUUUGGUAAUUUGCCUUAAUGCUGGUCAUCGUGAGAGCAAAUUUGAUCCACUAAUAUAAAGAAUUUUAUAAAAAUAUAAAUGUCUUUGGAUUGAUGUUUAUACAGAAAUGUACAUUAAUGUUAAAAGUAAUAAUAAUAAUAUAAAUGGAGUUUGAAGCACUUUAAGGAGUGAAACUCUGGGAGUUUGUUACAAAGCUAGGAAUUCUGGGGCCAAAUAAAUGCUGU
Messenger RNA from Melopsittacus undulatus (budgerigar), 2234 nucleotides. RefSeq names its product laminin subunit alpha-3-like. The record is from RefSeq and is a predicted model, not a curated record. The transcript is spliced from 12 exons. Lineage: Eukaryota; Metazoa; Chordata; Aves; Psittaciformes; Psittaculidae. The coding region runs from base 94 to 1677 and encodes 527 amino acids.